Anopheles nili is the source of this 1249-nucleotide messenger RNA. RefSeq names its product troponin C, isoallergen Bla g 6.0101-like. Lineage: Eukaryota; Metazoa; Arthropoda; Insecta; Diptera; Culicidae. The record is from RefSeq and is a predicted model, not a curated record. Bases 145 to 615 code for a protein of 156 amino acids. Gene Ontology annotation, molecular function: enzyme regulator activity; calcium ion binding. The transcript has 4 exons.
UAUACAGAACCGACACGGGUCGGUAGCAUUUCGGCGGCCGCUUCGUUGGGGUCACGUUUCAUUCUUGCUUGAGAACCGCUUCCGGACAGUGUCCUUUUUUUUCAACCAGCCUAGCGAUCACGCGUACCAGCGACCUCCGGCAAAAUGUCGACUGUUGAUGAUCUAGACAAAGCUCAGUUGGAACUGCUCCGCAACGCGUUCAACGCGUUCGAUCAGGAAAAGAAGGGAUGCAUCGGCACGCAGAUGGUCGGUACGAUCCUCAGCAUGUUGGGCCACCAGCUCGACGACAAGAUGCUGAAGGAAAUUAUCGACGAGGUCGACGCCGACGGCUCGGGUGAGCUGGAGUUCGAGGAGUUCGUCACCCUGGCGGCCCGGUUCAUGGUUGAGGAGGAUGCCGAAGCCAUGCAGCAGGAGCUGAAGGAAGCGUUCCGUCUGUACGACAAGGAGGGCAACGGUUACAUCACCACCCAGGUGUUGCGCGAAAUCCUGAAGGAGCUGGACGACAACCUGACGAACGAGGACCUGGACAUGAUGAUCGAGGAAAUCGAUUCUGACGGUUCCGGCACCGUGGAUUUCGAUGAAUUCAUGGAGGUCAUGACCGGUGGCGACGACUAAGCCCGCAACUCGGCAACCCACCAACUGCAGCUAAACAACAGCCAUACAAAAGAAAAACAAACACACACAAAAAAAGUCCCACCCCCACGUUAUAAUGUUACCCGUUUUCUUCUUCGUUAAGUUUCUUCUUCGUCAGUAACGCACACACGGUACCACCGGUGGGGAAAUGCGUCCGAUAAAAGGGGACCGACUUCCGGAGCCACCCACAAGCCCUCUACAUGGGUGGUUCGAAGGAUUCGGUUCCGCUCUUCCGCAACAGUAUCUUCCGCCCUUACGAUCGCUUCCAUGGGGGUGGUGAACAGGGUGGUGAACCAGAGGACGGGGAAAACCGAAGCAGCCACCCCACGGUCGCUGCUUUUCAUCGUUGCUUAAAGAAAACAAAGUUGCUACAUUCUAUCCGUUCUGUGUAUUCCGGCCGGCCGAUCGGUGUCCUGGCUUUCGGUUUUUCCCGCGCCGCUGGUGAUCCUCCUAGAGUGGAGAGAGAGAUAGAGAGAAAGAGAGAGAUAGGUGAAAGUAAACUCCUACCGAACACGCCGGUGAGAUGUUGAUGUUGAUCUUAUAGUGUAAGCGAGCAGAACAGCGCCAAAUAAACAGCACUGCGGUUGCUCUCGUUGGUAGCCGUGGAAAAGCCACA